ACCUCUAUUCUCAGGCCCCCGCAGCAACAGUCGAACAACUGUGGCCUCAUAAAAAGGACCGAGAGAGCAGCGACAAGGACACACAUUUCAAGGUGAAGGACUGAAUGAACUGCACGCACAUUUGGAGUUAGAUUUCUGCUCCGGAACGAUACUUGUACCGUGAGGCGACGGCAGACAGGCUUCCUCAGCUUCUCAGAGUUGCAUGUUAUGGCUGUGUAGAGAAACACGUCAGCCACGCAGAGACGACAACAUGAAGGUGACAGCCCUGCUCAUCAUUUGCGCCUGUCUGUUCUUGGAGUGUUUGGGGAAGCCACAAUUCCCUGAACAAGAAAAGGAUCCCAAAUUUUGGAAUGCGUGGGCCCAGCGCACCCUGAAGAACGCUCUGACACUGCAAAAUCUUAAUAAAAACAAAGCAAAGAAUCUCAUCCUCUUCCUUGGAGACGGGAUGGGCGUUCCCACUGUGACGGCCGCUCGAAUCCUGAAGGGUCAGCUGAACGGACAGAGCGGAGAAGAGACACAGCUGGAGAUGGACAAGUUCCCUUUUGUCUCUUUGGCCAAGACAUACAACACCAAUGCACAGGUGCCGGACAGCGCGGGGACAGCCACAGCUUACCUCUGCGGGGUCAAGGCCAACGAGGGCACGGUGGGAGUGAGCGCAGCUGCUGUCCGAUCCCAGUGCAACACCACAGAGGGCAAUGAGGUCACCUCCAUCCUCAGAUGGGCUAAAGACGCAGGCAAGUCAGUGGGAAUAGUGACUACGACUCGUGUCAACCAUGCCACUCCCAGUGCUGCUUAUGCCCACAGCGUGGACAGAGACUGGUACUCUGACAACGAGAUGCCAGCCGAAGCACUGCAGGACGGCUGCAGGGAUAUCGCCAGACAACUCUUCGAAAACAUUCCCAACAUCGAUGUGAUUAUGGGUGGAGGGAGGAAGUAUAUGUUCCCCAAAAACCAGUCGGAUGUAGAGUACCCUGGCAUGGCGAAGCACAGCGGCACAAGAAAAGACGGAAGAAACCUGGUGCAGGAGUGGAUUGACAGGAUGAAGGAUAAAAAAGGCCAUUAUGUAUGGAACAAGAAGCAGCUCUUAUCACUGAACCCUAACAACGUGAAUUACUUACUGGGUCUCUUUGAACCUGGGGAUAUGGUGUAUGACUUGGAGAGGAACUCUGAGACUGACCCUUCACUUACAGACAUGGUGGAUGUUGCCAUCAAGAUCCUGAGGAAGAACCCCAGUGGAUUUUAUCUGCUGGUAGAAGGAGGACGUAUCGACCACGGACACCAUGAGGGCAAAGCCAAGCAGGCUCUGCAUGAAGCCGUGGAAAUGGACCGGGCCAUCGGCAGGGCAGAUCUCAUUACCAGCAUCCAUGAUACGAUGACCAUAGUUACUGCUGACCAUUCUCAUAUGUUCAACUUUGGAGGUUACACAGCCAGAGGAAACACAAUUUUUGGUUUGGCCCCCAUGUUGAGUGAUGUUGACCAGAAGCCCUUCACCUCCAUUUUAUAUGGGAACGGACCUGGUUACAAAAUUGUCAACAGUGCAAGGGAGAACGUCUCCACCAUUGACUACCAGGAAAACAACUACCAGGCCCAGUCAGCUGUACCUCUGAGCAUGGAGACUCACGGAGGAGAGGACGUGGCCGUGUUUGCUAAAGGUCCGCUGGCUCACCUGCUACACGGGGUCCACGAGCAGAACUACAUCCCCCACGUAAUGGCAUAUGCAGCCUGUAUCGGCCAGAACAGGGAACACUGUAUGUUGCAGGACGGGACAGCCGGUUUACGCCCCGUCCUCUCUACCAUUGUUGCCCUUCUCACAGUCACCCGAAUUCUGUGCUGACCUCCCCCAACAGCCCUCAUCCUGUUAAUAACCCUGUUUAAACCAGUCAUACAUUUCCAGAUUUUGCUGUUCUUCUAAUUUACUCUACACCUUUUUCAUCAUGGGACCACUGUUUAGACACUUGACCUGUUAAACCUCUUUGUUAAUGUAAACCCUUUAGGUUUGAAUAGAUACAUUGGCUUUGCAAAUGUUUGAUUAUGUUUCAAUUUUUAAAAAUGUGCAGAUAACAAAAUCUACCUCAUAAGCUUGCAAAAGAUCUCUCAUGUAAUUAUGAUGUGUUCAAAAAGAAAUUAUAUUUCAAAGGACAGAUUUUGUGCCGAAACAAGAGGCAAUUGAAUGUACAGUAUAAUUGACACAAAAGUAAAAGAUAUCAUGGAUAAUUUGUCAAACACCUUGUGCAUACUUACAAAUAGCACUGAAAAAGCCCACCUACCAUCAUCUGUGUCCAAUAACAGAAGUUGUACAAUCUCUUAACCAAUAAAGGAAAUGUCUUCGUUUUCUGAUAA
Thunnus maccoyii (southern bluefin tuna) is the source of this 2340-nucleotide messenger RNA. It is a transcript of the gene alpl, whose product is annotated as alkaline phosphatase, biomineralization associated. Gene Ontology annotation, biological process: dephosphorylation. Gene Ontology annotation, molecular function: alkaline phosphatase activity. The coding region runs from base 203 to 1834 and encodes 543 amino acids. The transcript is spliced from 12 exons. NCBI's taxonomy places the organism in Eukaryota, Metazoa, Chordata, Actinopteri, Scombriformes, Scombridae. The record is from RefSeq and is a predicted model, not a curated record. Gene Ontology annotation, cellular component: plasma membrane.